GGGGGCGGGACGGCGGCGGGAACGCGCUCUCCUUUCCCGGGCUAGCGGGCGGGCGGUUGUCCGAGGCUCGGCGUCUGUGCGUCCCGUCACGUAGAUUACGCACACACUUCAUCCCCGGCUACCGCCGGGAGCUGUGCCGUCACAGACCCGGGCACCUUGGCGGCUGGGCCGUGAUGGUUCGGGUCGCGGGUCUGAGGUGGAGCUGACUAAGUGCUGAGAAGAGCCUGGGAGUCGCGACGGAGCACGAAGCCCUUCCUUGGCCGUCGGGCCCCGAGCUUCACGCCCUCCCGCCGACUUCCAGCCGUCUGUGUCGAGCUGUUUUUCUGGAAGCCCUGAACUCCGUGCCCCUCAAGCCCUGGGCCCCCUACGGGAAUGUUCAAAAAUGAGUACCAGGGAGGUGCAUUUGUUGAAAUCUUUAGUGCCCAGGGUAAAAAUCCUGGAGCAAAAUGGAAGAUCCUCGGCAGUCCAUCUGUGAUUUGGAAAGAAUUUGAUAAAGAAGUUAAAAGUUUUGUGUUUGUACUGGAAGGCAGCAGCCAAACAAAUAAAAUACAGUUACCAAAGGAGAAUAAGCAAAUCCUUGGACUGAUCCAGAGGUUUCUUGUACUUCAGAUUUACAUACCCCUGGGACAAGACUUCUCUACUGAAUUGCUAAUUACUGAUUUGAGGAACAUAAAAAGAAGAUUGUAUUUAUCUACAGUCCAUAAGGAAUUGUCUUCAACCCCGCUUCAUGCAAAAAUCCCACUCUUCAUGAUCAAGCGCAAAAUUUGGUGCAAUCUAUGCAUUGACUUGGUGGCAUUUACCAAUGAAAUAUUCAAAGGAGCAGUUUUCCAGUCAUUGGAUGGAAUUACUGUCUCAGCGAACUGUAAGCUACGAAAGAUCUUCACUUUAAAAUACAAGCCUCAAGACACUGCUGAUAAAGAUGCUGGACAUGAUGCUUCCUUUCCAACAGAUGAACGUAUAGACAUUAUUCCACGAAGCUGCCAACUAACGACAGAUGUUCCACAAGUCACACAGCUGCUAAACAUGACUAAACUCCGCCAAACUGAAAUAAAAUUUGGAGGUCAUCCUCUGAGUCCAGCAGAAUCAGAUCAGUUCAUUAACAGAGGAACAGUUAGCAUGCGGAACAGUAAACAUCAAGAUGUUUGUCAUAUUGCCUUUGGAUCCAAAGUUCUUGGACCGCCUCCACUCUCUGGCAGAAGAAAUAACAUGAGGCUAUCCAGUGAGACAGUAAAAUCUAUUGGGUCCAAAAGUAACCGAUUAUGCCAGCAGUCUACAGUAGAGAAGUGUGUUAACAGUGCAGAAAUGUCAACCUUGCUGUUAUCUGAGUCUGAGGCACAAGGAGAUAAAGAAAAUAUUGGCCAAAUAAAGCAGACUGUACCUGUUCUUGCCAGUCUGCAUAUUAUGCAUCCACAUCCCCCUCAAGAACCAUCAGCCGAUAAGAAUAAUAACAGGAGAAGAUUACGGUUAAAAAGCACCAGCAGAGAAAGGACAGAUACCCCCAACGGCAAUUCUUCAGACAAUAAAAGGAGUGAUGAACAUAAAGCAGCAACUGUCCUCACCACUAUGUCCCAGCAAAGAGCAGAGACAUUGAACCCCAGCUCUCCAGUACCCCAGUCUCCUGAUCAAGCAGAUGAGUGGGUAUUUCCCGAAAAUGGCGAUCACAUCCCCUAUUUGGCCUCUACCACACAGUCUCUACUUUUGAAUGAAGACUCCUGCCAUACUUCAUGCCUGUGGCUAGAAGCCAGCAAGGAAAGUGAACAGGAUCAACAGACAGAGGAAACCCAGAUUGUUCCAAAGGAUGUUUUCACUUUUUCAUCCAGACCACGAUCAGCACCUCAUGGAAAGACGCAGAGUGUGUCCCCAGAAGGGUGCCUGUUUACUUUGGAUCUAAAAGAAGAUACCAGCGUGACUAGGAGUGACACCCAAACAGAGGAAGAUUUUUACGGUGGUGACAGCAACGAAGAGGAUAACCACAGUGUCCAGGGUUCUCCAGGCCCAACAACUAGUCCUCCAGGGUUAACUCAGUUAACGUUAGAGAGCAUGCUGGGGAAGGCUGCAAAGUGUGCAAGUAAAGAAUAUCUAAAAAAUGCUUAUGCAGAAGGAAGAACUUCAGAACACCAGAAUUCCUUGGUGAAGCAGAUAGAUAUAAAAGACUUUGAAACGAGUUUUGUGCCUACACCAUCCCUUUCUCCACCUGGAAGACAUGAGUCCUCUCCAAAAAUUCCAGAUCUUAUUAUUAAAGCAAAGGACCUACCAGCCCAUCAAGUGUCAGCUUCAAUAAACAAAACCUUCCUAAAGGAAAUUUCAGAGGAGAAGUUGAAACCAAUUGCUGAGUUAUCUGAGUAUGACUGGAGAAACUAUCAGCCCAGUGAGAUUAGUGAAUCUGAGUUGCAAAUGCUCGCCAGCCUACGGCGGCAACAGAAUGAAGAACUGGAGGACACUGGGGCUCCCUAUGGCCUGAGCGCAUCCCAGGUUGACAACUGUAAUGUCAGCAUAAGCACCAGCAGUGACGACACAACCACGUGGAACUCCUGCCUGCCACCUGGACUGGUUAAAUAUGCUGAGCCCACCGAUUGUUCCUCCCAGUCAACAGUCCGCAGAGCGGCAUCAGGAUUCUUCUGGAAGCUCGAGUGUUCAAGAGCCAUCACAUCCGCAGCACUCCUGCCUCCCAGCGUUGACAUCCCACCCACACGAGGAUGGUCCUCCAGGACAAAUGGUGAAGAGGAGCUGAGUGUGGAAGAAGAUGAGGAAGUGCUGACUCUGCUGUAUGACCCAUGUUUGAACUGUUACUUUGAUCCCCAAACUGGGAAGUACUACGAGUUGGUAUAAUGCCUGCUUCCAGGGCCAAGGAUGGCUGUCCCAGGUGGAGCAGGAUAGCAGCUCUGAUUCUGUUAAGCUGGCGUCACAAGUGUGUGUCUGGCAGGCCUACAGGAUCAGAAAGAACUAAGAGAGAUGAAGUCAGUUUGUACAUAAUGUUCAAUGUUAGGACUGCCUACAUUCUUUAUGUAGAUGGGUAUGACUUUUCAGAACUGUGAAGGAAUUAAUAUAGAGACAAGAUUGUAGGACUUUAAAUUGUUACUUAUUUGCUGGUUCUCAUCCUAUAUAUAAUUGUUUACUUCAUAUACUUUUAUGUAAAUGAAUUAAGAGUUAUUCAAAUUUUUGCAGUGUUAAUGUAUAAAUGAUGGCUUGAUACACAGAAAACUUAUUCUUAUUUAAAAGAUGCCUUUUCUUUUCUUACCUAUUUGUAUUAAAAAUAAAAUCUGAUGGUCAGAA
Capra hircus (goat) is the source of this 3273-nucleotide messenger RNA. It is a transcript of the gene CFAP20DC, whose product is annotated as chromosome 22 C3orf67 homolog. The transcript is spliced from 17 exons. The record is from RefSeq and is a predicted model, not a curated record. NCBI's taxonomy places the organism in Eukaryota, Metazoa, Chordata, Mammalia, Artiodactyla, Bovidae. Bases 373 to 2829 code for a protein of 818 amino acids.